Messenger RNA from Entrophospora sp. SA101, 837 nucleotides. Lineage: Eukaryota; Fungi; Glomeromycota; Glomeromycetes; Entrophosporales; Entrophosporaceae. The record is from the annotation of a GenBank genome assembly.
AUGGAUGAUAGGUACAUAAAGAUUGAAAAAGUUGGAGAAGGGACAUUUGGUGUGGUAUAUAGAGGCAGAGAUCAAAAAACAGGAUGCGUUGUUGCAUUAAAAAAAUUUCGUAUACAAAAUCAGUUUGCUGGUGGUGGUAGUAGUAUGCCAGGCAUACCUUAUACAGCCAUUAGAGAAAUAUCAAUACUAAAGAGAAUUAAUAAUAAGAACAUUGUGAAAUUAUUAGAUACAGUUCAAUCUGAAAAUAAUAUAUAUUUGAAAUUUUUGUGGCAAUUAAUGAAUGGUGUUUGUUUUUGCCAUUCUAAUCGAAUUCUUCAUCGCGACUUGAAACCACAUAAUUUGUUGAUUGAUUCUAAUGGAAAUUUAAAACUAGCGGAUUUUGGAUUAGCAAGAGUAUGUAGUCUUCCAAUAAAAGCGUAUACUCAUGAGGUUGUAACUUUAUGGUAUCGAGCCCCUGAAAUACUUCUUGGAUGUCAACAAUAUUCAACUGGUGUAGAUAUUUGGAGUGUAGCCUGUAUAUUUGCUGAAAUGUUUUUGAAGGACGCUUUAUUCAGAGGUGGCAGUGAAAUAGAUCAACUUUUUAAAAUAUUCAGUUUACUUGGUACGCCAAAUGAAAAUACAUGGCCUGGAGUUUCCAACCUACCAAAUUAUAAAGUAAUUUUUCCUAAUUGGGCAGCAAAACCAUUAAAAUCACGUAUUCCCAACCUGAACUAUGAAGCAAUUGAUUUAUUAGAGAAUAUGUUGGUUUAUGAACCCAACAAACGAAUUUCAGCAAAAUUAGCAUUGUAUCAUCCAUAUUUCGAUAGUUAUAACCAACGAAAACGUAUAAUACAUUAA